Molecule: messenger RNA, 3151 nt
Organism: Caenorhabditis auriculariae
Lineage: Eukaryota; Metazoa; Nematoda; Chromadorea; Rhabditida; Rhabditidae
Source: the annotation of a GenBank genome assembly
AUGGAAGAGGAUCCUGAUUGGUGUUCAUCGACGACAGCAACACCUGGAGGAAGCAUAAACAAGGUAGAGGGUUUUUUGGUUCAAUUUUUCAGAUUAGAUUAUGUUUAAAUUUUCGAUCUGUAAUUUAUUCAAACAGCUUAACGGAGCGUUUAGAAAAAAAGCUAUGGGAAGAUUCAGAAAAAAAAUGUUUUUCUUUAAACAAAGAAUUUCUCUGUUCUUGCAAGAAACCUGAAUGUUUUUGUAAUUAUAAUUAGUCGCGUUCCGAUCCUCAAAAUGGAUAUCAGUAUUAAAAUGUUCAAAAUAUUUUUGGCAGUCGAAAGAAGAAAAAUAGGAGUAAAGCUAAAUUGUAAAUACUCCCUUCUCAGUGCUCAAUGAUUGACCAUUUUUUUCGAGUGUCUUCAAUUAACCUCUAAAAGUGAUAAGAAAAUUUUCAUGUAGUUCCAGAUCAAUUGUUUUUCAGUCAAAUGGUCGCAGAUCUCCAAAAACAAAUUUGUUAGGAAAAACAGCGCUUCCUCCAAAAAAUUCCUCAUCGUAUAUCAAGACGUCUCAGAAAGUUGAGGUAUCUAAAAAUUGAAAAAAACCUUCAAGUUAAUUAUCUGAUGGUCAGGAAGCACUUAUUCGACUUUUUUCUUCGGCUCCUCGUUGCGAAUCUCAGAGCUGCUGUCUCUACGUAGAAGGAUUGAAAACAGAUAUCCAGAGAGCGCUGACCAACCUUGGUGGCGAAAACCAAAGUGAGGAUUCGCCUCAAAGAUUAGUCCGCAGUGUUAAAGUUGUAGGGUUGGAAGAGGAAAUAAAGAAAUGUCGAAGAGAGCUUGAUGCGGCAAACGUCACGGAGAUGCUGGAUCUUCUGAGAGAACGCCGAGAAGCUUUCAGAACUUCGAGCAUAGCUUCAGCUCGCACCGAGGCUUUAGCCCAGAAACUGGUUAGUCUUUCUGUUUUUAGGACGAUCCAUAUUAAUCUGACCUUUUUUCUAUUGGAUGAAGUUAACUUUCAAUAAUAUGCAUUCUGUGUGUUUUUCCAGGAGACUCUGUUGCCUCCACGGCAAAGUCAGUUGAAGAAGUUGAUGUUUUCGUCUGCCGACAGAGCUGUUUAUAACGAGAAACUGUACACAGCAGCCAAAACUGAAAUUGCCGAUCCUAUUCCAAAUAUAUCCAUUCAGGUAUUUUGAAUUUUGAGGAUCUAGUUGUUUACAACGCGUGAAGGAGAGGAUUGAGUAGGAAGUUUUUCCAAAUCUGGCCCCAACUCUACACUAAAAAUAAAAAUCAGAUGAGUUUUGGUUUAUAAGAAGACAAAUAAUUAUCGAUUUUUCUCUCUUUGCGGUCUCGGUUAAUUUUUUGAACAGCUUUUGUCUUUUUUUUCUUGUCCUUUUAACUAUUUUUUGCUGUAAAAUUAAUUUGUUCCGAAAAAAAGAAAGACUUCGAUAAGAUAAAGCUUUUUCAGGAGCCUUCCAUCCAGAAAUCCGAAAAUCCAGUUAACUUAGCCCCAGUUUACCCAAAUCGUGAGUGACUGUCCUCAUCAAUUUUUCGCACAUUUGUCGUUCAGAAAGUCUCAAGCCCAGAGUCCUGGGUCACGACAGGAAGCCGGAACCUCAUUUGUUGCGAACCGGAGAGGCCAGAAACGCGGGAUCUCGUCCCAAUGACGUAAUUUAUCUCGACGAAUCGUCUCUUGUUCGAGUUUCCCCGCCCCGUAAAAGGGCAGCGGAUAUUGUUAUCAAUCACCAUACCGCCAAACUUCAAGUGCUCCCCAACGUUAGUUUCAUUUCAGAUUAGUCAAUGUGAGAAUGAAAUUUUAAGGGCCAAACGAGGUUCGUUGUUCCAACUGUAAUUACUCGACACAGCAGCAUUCCUUAUUCUCGAGUGACUUUGGUUUGUCUUCUUUUCUCAUUCAAACGAGAUAUAUAAAUUUCUUUGUUCUCAGGGUGAGUUGCCCGAUUAUCCAGGAGCUUUCGGCAACUAUUUGUCUCCAUUAGCAGAUGUUAUCGUCAAAUGGGACGAAAAAGGUUCUUUUUUUUUUGGAAUACGAACUUCAAUACUUUUUGUAGAAUUUCGCAGAACUCACUGUCUUACUGCACUCGUUCGAUAUCAAGGGAAUCGAGUUGUGGUAGGUUUUUUUUGCUAUGAAAAAAUUUGAUCAGCGUUUAGUUUGGAGGGGAAAAUUUUUCCUGGUAAGAGUACCUCUUUUUUCCGCAUGAUAAGGCUUCUCUUUCAAGAAUAUUUUUUUUUGAACAUCAGAAUUUUCCUUGAUUUUUUAAGAUGUUCUCUAUGCUGUUUUUGGCAAAAAAAAAACUUUUGAUAAAUAUUUUCUGAGCUUGAUAAAAAAACUUUUUUUUGUGCCCGUAUCGCCUUCUGAUUGGAGUGAAAUGCACCAUAGGCAGAGUCGGAAGGACCAUUUACGGCCCCAUUGAGCGUCCCUUUUGGCUUAGGCUUAGGCUUUUGGCUUUCCAAAUUGUUCCUAAACGUGUGGCAACGGUUUCCUUUUUACAGCAUUUGCCGUCCUUUUAUAGACAUCGAUCUACCCUUUUUGGACCUUUUAGAGAAACACGGAAUUUUUUGAAUUUAGAAUAAUCUUUACCAGUGAUUUUGUAUGAACCUAAAUCGGAAAUCAUCAAUGGCUGAGACUUCCUGCACCCUUUUUGUACCCUUAUUCUUCACCUUUUUUGAGGCUUUUUUAGCCCACCUAGAAUGAAAAGCUCAAUAAAGCCCGCAAAACGGAACCCUUCUAGCGACCAUUUUCCAUUCACUCCCUUUCUGUGCUCCUACUUUGGCAGUGACUGCACUUGAAUCUUAGGAUGUUCUCGGCGAUAUUUUUUCUUCUUCAGAAAAUGCAAGUGUUGAUGAAAUGCGAGGCGUUCGCCGCAUUCGGCAAGGCGUUCAGCGGAGAAGACGUCUGGCCGUGGACGGCUAGCCGCACGAUUCAGACGGCCGAAAGCACGCGUUUCACAUUCAAGUUCCACAUGAGUUGGUCUUACUCAAGUUCUUGACGUCUUCACGUGAUUCCAGGCCAAAAGUUUCCUGAAAUUGAAAGAUUCAGUUUCUUCGCUUUGCUUUUCGCGGAUGACGGCGCGAUCAUGACUUCCAGGGUAUUCUUUUUAUUUUUCAUCUCGCAAUUAAUCCAAUUCUUGUUACAGAUGCAGUCCUAUUUUCUUUCCUAG